AUGACAAUUUCUUUAGAAGCCCUAGCCAUGUUCGGGGCCGACUUUCUUGAAGUCGGCCUUGAUGUCACAGAGUGGGAGUUAGAUGACUCGGAGGUGCCUUCGUAUCUACUAGCAGAAGAAGAAGACGAAGAUCGUGACAACGGUGGAAAUAAAUUGAAACGGCACGAUGGGCCGAUUCCGUCAUCGUCUCUCAUUGAAAGUAGUCGGAGUUUUGUGGGUGAGGAGAAGGAGAGUGUUGUAACUAAUUGUGGACCUGCGAGUACUCUAGCAUCUAGUAAUGUUGCUACUCCGAGAUCGAGGCGUAUGGAAAGAGGUGGCAUAGCUAUUGCUCCAUCAAAUGUUACAUAUCGUGUUAGGGAGCGUGAAUUUAGAAGUAUGCACAGGGCAAUUGGGCAUAUGGAGGAUCGGAAGUUUGUUUAUAGUAGAUUCACACCAUGGCGAAGUUGUCACUAUAAUACUAGGUCAUUUUUAACGUGCAUUGCAUUCCUAGGAGAUUCUUCUCGAAUUGUUGUUGGUGGGCUCAACAGGGAUUUGAAAGUUAUCGAUUCUAACAAGAACAUUGUCUUGGACCAUUGUACAAGUCAUCUAUCUCCUCUUACAUUUGUACAAUCUCAUUUUUCCGGCGGAAAUCAAUUUAUACUUUCUUCAAGUUCAAAUGAUGUUUGCUUGUGGGAUGCGUCUUCGGUUUCUACUGGUCCUAAGCACUCAUUUGGUGGAGUCAAAGCCGCCAAAGCUAGUAAUUCAGGUCGAAUGUUUGGAGCACUAAGAUCAGAUUUACCACGCUCGGAGAUUCUUUUGUAUGAUAUUCAAACAUGUCAGUUGGGCUUGACAUUGUCAGAUACAUCCACCAACGUUUCUGGUACUGGGCAUGCAUAUUCUCUAGUUCACUUUAGCCCAUCCGACUCUAUGCUACUUUGGAACGGAGUUUUGUGGGAUCAAAGGGCCUCCACUCCAAUUCAUCGAUUUGAUCAAAUUACAGAUUUCGGUGGCGGCGGCUUUCAUCCUACUAGGAAUGAGGUGAUCAUAAACUCCGAGGUUUGGGAUGUUCGAAAGUUUAGGCUGCUUCGGAGCAUACCAUCGUUGGAUCAAACAACAAUUACGUUUAAUGCUAGUGGUGAUGUGAUCUAUGGCAUUAUGAGGAUAGAUCCCGAGGAUAUCAUAACAACUUUUGACACUCCUUACGAGAAGCACCCUCUUUUCACUGCUUUCCGCACAGUGGAUGCCGUCAAUUAUUCCGACAUUGCCACGAUCCCGGUUGACCAUUGUGUGAUCGACUUUGCAACUGAACCAAUUGAUUCUUUUGUAGGUUUAAUCACAAUGGACGACCACGAUGAGAUGUACACCUCUACAAGGUUGUAUGAAAUCGGAAUACGCAAGUCGACAAUUGAUGACUCGGAACCUUAUGACGUGAAGAGUGAGGAAGACGAACACGAAGUGGGUCUGUGUGGUGAUAGCGAUCACAAUGUGAGCGAUUUUGACGACGAUGAGGAAGAUGACUAG
Molecule: messenger RNA, 1500 nt
Organism: Salvia hispanica
Lineage: Eukaryota; Viridiplantae; Streptophyta; Magnoliopsida; Lamiales; Lamiaceae
Source: RefSeq, a predicted model, not a curated record